UAUUCGUGAGAAGCUGUCCAGUCGCAGGCAGGCCAGGCCAGCAUAAUGUCGUUGACUGCGACAUUUUUUAAAAAUCUGAGUUCCCAGUAAAAUUGACUGCUGGCCUGUUCAAAAAUCGUGGAUUAGCUGGGAACUGGGUGAUAUCAUCGAUUAAUUCAUUCACUUUUCAAGAAUGAGUCUGCUGAAAGCUUCAUGUUUCGUGCGAACAUGGAGAAGCGUGGUGAUUCGGACAGCGAGCAGCAAUGGGCCGCAAGCCAACACAGACCCCAGCAGCACCCCCGAGCAGAAGCUGAUGAAGAAAUGGGGAACGGACAACGUGCGAAUCGCACAGCAACUGGAGGAGGGCACAGUCAAGCCUUUCAACACCAUUCCUGGACCCAGGUCGUUCUCAUUCCUCGGCACUAAACCGCUCUUCUGGAAGAUUGUCGGAAAAUAUGACAAAGACCAACACAUGGAGACCUAUUACAAAUUCUACAAAGAGUUCGGAGAGAUAGUGAGAGAAGAUGUGCAUCCUAAACACCCCCUGGUUCACAUCUACAACCCUGCAGAUAUGCAGACGAUGUUCAUCUAUGAGGGAACCUAUCCGAUGAGAUACAGUCACAUGGUGCUCGAGAAAUACCGCCUAGAAAAACCUGAAGUCUAUGCUAGCGGAGGUAUUCUGCCAUCAAACGGGCCAGCGUGGUACGCCCUGCGUAAAAAGUUCCAGAAAAGUCUGCAGGACUACAGGGAGGUGGAGAAGUACGUCGGACGAGUGGAGGAGAUCACAGAUGAGUUUCUGGAAGCUCGGAUUCAGCCCGGCAUAAUUGAGGACUGUUCCCAAGAAGUAGCUCGGCUAUUCAUGGAAUUGACGUCAUUGGUCGCAUUUGACGAGCGUUUCCACGCGUUCAGCGAGGCCGAGAUGCGGCCGGAUUCGCGGUCGAGUCGACUAAUGGGGUCUGCCUCAGUUAUAAACUGCUCUAUCAUGAAGACCAACCUGAAUCACAUUCUGUGGCGUCUCUUCCCGCAGCUCUCCAAAGCCUGGCGGGAUCUGGUCGUCGCUCAUGCUUAUGUCGAAGAGGUUGCUCUAGAACAAAUAGCGAAGAAAAUGGCGUACAUAAAAGAGAUCGACGCGACGCGACCGGAGAACAGAGCUCCGACCUCCACGCUGGAGAGUUACCUGAGGCUGAAGGACACUGAUAUCCGCGACAUCACCGGCAUGAUUGUCGAUCUCCUAUUGGGUGGAUCAGACACUAUCACGUCCAGCAUGAGCUAUCUGCUGCACAACCUGUCCAGACACCCGGCAGUGCAAGAGAAGAUCUACGAAGAGUGCCUGCGCAUCCAGCCGGACGACAACGGGCGACUGCCCCAGGAUGUCGCUCAGAAGGCGACCUACACCAGUCAGGUGAUCAGGGAGUCCCUCAGGAUCAACCCUGUUGCCAUCGGCAUAGGGAGAGUACUGCCCGUCGACGUUGUCAUGAGCGGAUAUCAUGUCCCCAAAUUUACACACAUAGUAUCGCAGAACCAAGUGGCCUGCAGACUGCCGCAAUACUUCGACGAUCCUCUAGAGUUCCGUCCCGAGCGCUGGGAGAGGCGUCGCUACAUCCGGGGAGAGGACCACCUCCAGGAGGAGCGCCUCGUCAGCGAAAAGUGUCUGUCCAUUCCCUUCAGUCACGGGUCACGUGUCUGCAUUGCCAAAAAGGUCGCCGAGUUGGAUAUGAUUGUGCUGCUGCUCAAGCUCUGCCGCCGUUAUACAAUGAGAUGGGCGGGUGCUCCCAAAGUCGGCAUGAGAACUGUGCUCGUUCAUCAACCGGACACACCAAUCAGAAUCGAGUUUACUGAGCGCAAGUCACUUGCUGACUCAUCAACUCCAUCACCGAGAACCUAAGGAAAAACACAGGAGGUCAACUUCUGCUAUAUUUGAACAUUACAGUUAGGAAUCAUAAUUUUACGAGAUAACUUAGUUCAUAAGUAAUCGAGAAAUGUUUUAGAAUUAUCCAUGUUAUUCUUUAAGAGUAGAGUAAUUAUUUUAAUCCUAGGCAUGAUUGAUUAGUAGAGAAACACGUUGAUAAGGGAUUUGAUAGGAUAAAUCUGGUUGCUAAUUUGUAUCGGUCCUUCAUGGUAUCAUUUGACUUGUAGCAUAGCCACCUCUAAUACAAGGCCCCGGCCUACGAUGUUGCAACGUCGCAGUGUAGGCCUAGAAUCUAAUACAUGAUUGGUGAAAAAGAUUU
Molecule: messenger RNA, 2207 nt
Organism: Nilaparvata lugens (brown planthopper)
Lineage: Eukaryota; Metazoa; Arthropoda; Insecta; Hemiptera; Delphacidae
Product: cytochrome P450 302a1, mitochondrial
Exons: 9
Coding region: 173-1864 (563 amino acids)
Molecular function (GO): heme binding; monooxygenase activity; iron ion binding
Source: RefSeq, a predicted model, not a curated record